This is a messenger RNA of Lactuca sativa (garden lettuce), 891 nucleotides long. The record is from RefSeq and is a predicted model, not a curated record. NCBI's taxonomy places the organism in Eukaryota, Viridiplantae, Streptophyta, Magnoliopsida, Asterales, Asteraceae.
AUGUUGAAUACAGGUGGAGACGGAGGAGUCGCUCCGGUGAAUAUGAAGGAAGUUGGAUCCACCACAGUUGUCUGUCCCAUGCUAUCAUCAACUAACUACACCGUUUGGGCCCUACGAAUGAAGGUAGUUCUCAGAAUCCAUAAGGCCUGGACUGUAAUUGAUCCGAGAACAGAAAAGAAUGAAGAGAAAGAUUACUUUGCAAUAGGAUUGUUGUAUCAGGCAAUCCCGGAGGAUCUAAUCAUGCAAAUCGGAGAUGUGGAAUUUGCCAAGCGACUCUGGGAAGCGAUUAAGGCGAGAUAUAUAGGUGAUGAUCAUGUGAAAGAGGCUCGGUUGCAAACCCUUAACGCCGAAUUUGAUCGACUGAAGAUGCAUGAGUCUGAAUCAAUCGAUAGCUAUGCUGGAAAGCUAUCCGGAAUCGCGUCCAAAUCGGCGGCACUCGGUAAGACGAGUGAGGAAUCGAAGUUAAUAAAGAAAUUCCUCAAAACUCUUCCUAGGUCGAAAUUUAUCCAAAUCGUUGCCUCCCUUGAGCAAGUCUUGGACCUAAAGAUGGUAGGAUUUGAAGAUGUCAUUGGAAGGCUCAAGGCUUACGAAGAGAGAAUUAGGGAAGAAGAUAUCAGUGAGGCAGAUCAGUCGAAGGUGUUGUUUGCAAAGAAAUCGACUAGUUCUCACAGUAGAGCGAAAGGAGAGUGGAAAGGAACGAGUCAAUCAAAUGGGUCUAAUAAUGCAAAUGGGUUUAAUGGGACUGAUGGGUCAAGUGGAUCUAGAUCUGGUGGGUUAUUUGGGUCAGGCGGGCCCAAAGGGAAUAAUAGGGUUUCUCAAAGUAAUCGGCCCAAUAAACAACCCAAUUCUGAUUUAUCUCAACCCAAUUCCAACAAUUGCAAGAAAAUGUAA